Messenger RNA from Bombus pyrosoma, 3214 nucleotides. RefSeq lists its product as uncharacterized. The transcript has 5 exons. The coding region runs from base 310 to 1635 and encodes 441 amino acids. The record is from RefSeq and is a predicted model, not a curated record. NCBI's taxonomy places the organism in Eukaryota, Metazoa, Arthropoda, Insecta, Hymenoptera, Apidae.
AAUUUAUAAUAAAUGCUUAUUAAAAUAAAACUAACAAGAGAAAUAUAGUAGCUGUUCCUAGAUUGUUUUAAACAAAUAUACGAGAUAUAAAAGAUUAAAUAAAAUACGAAUAUUUUAUACAAGACACGAAGAAAAAUAAUAAAAGAAAGAAAAAGAGAAAAAAAGAGAGUUAAAUAAAAAAGGAAGCUCAUGAGAGACAAGAGCAAAUAACUAAACGUUCCUGGAACGCUGCAUGGUAAAGAAACAGGAAGGAACAGGUGUGUAUAGUGAUGCAUUAAAACGCCUCUAGCGGGAGAAAGAAGAAGAAGCAUGGAGAACGCAACGAUUGCGCUUGAUUCGACGGUCAGAAGUCAGGAUUCGAGUAAUUCGAAGGACUCGAAGGAGUCGUGCGCAUCGGACUCGAAGCCGGAGAGUUGUUUGGAGUCGAAGCACUCGAAGGAGAUCCUUAUCUCUGAGAAACAGCAACGACAACAACAACCACGAACACAGCAACAUCCGGAUGAUCGACAGAAACUGAGGAGUACGGAGCCUAAAGAUGAUUCGAAUCUUCUGAUGUUCACUUCUUGCGGACAGUUGCUACUUGGUGUAGUCCUCGUAGUAUUCGGCAUCCUGGUGCUGGUCCAUGGCGCUGCGUUAGGCGGUUCCGGUGCAGGAUUGUGGGCAGGUGUGGGUGCCCUUGUCGCAGGAGCGUUGGGUGUUGUCGCGACGCUUGCAACAUCGUCGAGCAAGACAAAUUCCAGCUUUUCCACGGCUCACCUUGCAGCGAGCCUCGUUGCCCUUGCCCUUUCGAAUAUGGCUGCAAUUACGGCCUUGACUGCUAUCGUCAGAGACUCACAGAGGACACCGGAAGUGACCUUGCUCACUGUUCCGGAUGAAAACAGUGAAGCAGCUGAUGUGGAGAAUAGCUGGGCCGGCCUAUUGGCAAGCAUCGGUUUGCUAGUGACCAGCGUGGCCGAGCUAUUGGUUUCGGGCUACAGCUGUCUGACCUUGACCCCGAAGCUCUGCGGAUGUCUUCGAGCGAACAACGUCGACGAAGUAACAAACGAUGGUCGAUUGAAGACCCGUAACAUGGUCCAUCAGUGGGUCACCGCUCAGAACCACGUGCCGAAAAGUCAGCCGAUUUACGUGGUACAGCCGAUGCUACCGAUGCAUCCGAUGAUCCAGGUGAGGCCGGAUCCUCUCCCACGACCCUUCGUACUCGGCUACUACGGCUCGACCUCCGGCGAACUGGAGUCGCCUUAUGCAAUGCCUGGCGCUCCUGCAAAAUUUCCUGGAGGAUUCGUGCCUGCUGGACCAUUACCCAUAGCUGCCCCAGCUUAUGGUGCCGUUCCUAUGCUACCACACAUGCCAUACGCAGCUCGUCCUCCAUCGCAAAUCAUUCGACCAAAGCAAAAACGUCACAUAACUGUGGAACACGAAGACACCACGGAAAGGAAGAAACAGACUGAAAGAAAAACGGAGUCCCCAAAAAGGAUGUCUUCUAUAGGAGAAGACCAAGUAGAUCUAGCUCAAACAUACACAGGAUUGGACAAAAAAAUUUCAGAAGAAUUCAUUUCAAUCGCUAUGGAUCCAGAAAGAAAGUCGAAAGCUUCCAGUAGUCACGGUAGUGAAAUCGGAACCGCGAAAACCUCUUGAAAACAUGAUAUCCACAUUUUCAAGUUGUAUCGUGUUACUUUCGUAAUUAAUGUACAAAAUUCUUCUACAUUUACGCAUGUAAAUGUGCAUAAUUUAGUAUUAAAAGAAGAAGGUUUUUUAUCAUUUCAAUUAUCAACGCUUUGAAAAUUUGUUAGACGCAAAAUUCAUUGUAUGAUUAUAAUUGUAUUAAAGAAGCCAUUUGAAGACUUCUCUCGAGGCUCUAUUUUUUUCUUUUUUUGUUAUAUGAGCGUACAUCGUUACAAGUAUAUACAGGUACGCAUUGAAAUUUUAAUUAAUUGUUGUUGUAGAUAUUAACUAUUGACCUUUGGUAGCCUAAACUGUUCUAAUGAAAUCUGUUUAGAACAGAGAAUAGAUACAUAUUGUUGUGUUUCUAAUUGUAUAAAAAUGAUUAUAUUUAAUAAGUAAGAUUUAAAAAAUUAGUAAAUUUAUUUAUUUUUUAUGGUAUUUUAUACCAGCUGUUGUUUAUUAUAUGUACAUUAUUCAUUGCAAAAUGCAGCAAUAUGUACUUGGAAAAAUAACUUAGGCUUUAAAGGAAUAACAUAUAGCUUUGUGUAUUUGUUAUAAAAUAAUUCCAAAGGUAAACUAUAAUUAUAAUAUUUCACUUUAUAUAAUGUAAGAUAAAAGUAUAAAUUCAUUUUAGAUGCACAAGACUAUUAAAACGUUACAUUGGAAAAUGAAUACAAAAAAUUAAAAUAUUCUAUCUAUUUUUAAUGAUUGAAAACUAUCUGUACUUAAGAACUAAAGUUUUAUACUGCCAAAGUUGUCUACAUAAUUUUUUAGUACAUAUUAAAAUAUUAUAUAUAUUGUAUACAUAUAUACAUAUAUACAUACUUAAUUCUUCUACUUUAUAAAUUUGUAAGAAUAAUUUUACAAUUUUUAUACUUGUGCUAGGUUUGGAACACAUCCUGCAGAAGAAUGAUAAUCAUAUUUUACUUGACUUUUUAUUUUUCUCGCGAGUCACUAAAGGUUCUUACAAGUAACAGCAUUUCUUUGUUUAAUUAAUGAAUAUAUCAUGAUUUAUUUCUUUGCAAUCUAAUAAACAAUAUAACUUAACUUCAGAAAAAUAUAAAACUGAAACUAGCUGUACAGAUAUUGCAUUUACCUUUUAAAACAUGUUUUAUCAUGUUUAAUUUAAAAUAAUGAUUAUACAAUAAUGUAUGAAAUCAAUAUCAAUAUAGAAUUGCAAAGAGCUAAAAUGAAAUACAUUAAAAUGUUUAACACAAUCUUUGGAAUGUGCGAUUGCAUAUAAUAGACUAAACCCCUAAGAUAUCUGAUUUUAAAAUGGUUUUUAAAAAAUAUGCAUAGAUAUAUUAUUAAUUACAUAUAAAGAACGUAAUACAAAACUUUACUAUUUUUAUUUGCAUAAAAUUAUUCGAGUCAUUUGUAAUUAUUGCUUUCUAUAAUUCAGCCUGUAAAAAGUUACACGUGAUGCCGAUUUAAUAUCGCCAUUCUAUUGUAUAGUCGUAACGUCACUGCUCGAAAUUAAUUCGACGCGAAAUCCAUCGUGUAUAUAUAUAACGUGUAACAUGUCAUGAAUAAAUAAAUUUAAAAAAUAAAA